Messenger RNA from Cyclospora cayetanensis, 1788 nucleotides. Its product is annotated as leucine carboxyl methyltransferase 1. The record is from RefSeq and is a predicted model, not a curated record. Gene Ontology annotation, molecular function: methyltransferase activity. Gene Ontology annotation, biological process: methylation. NCBI's taxonomy places the organism in Eukaryota, Apicomplexa, Conoidasida, Eucoccidiorida, Eimeriidae. The coding region runs from base 1 to 1788 and encodes 595 amino acids. The transcript is spliced from 12 exons.
AUGCAGCCUUGGCCCCACUCUUCUAGUUCGAUUCAGAGUGGGGAAGAAUGUGCCAUAUCUUCCAUGCCUCCUCCGAGUAGGGUCCCUAGGGCACCACCAACUCCUUUCUCUCCCUGCUCAAGGGAAGACGCCGCUGUAGCUGCCAGCUCCCCGUCACUAGAUUCCAGCAGCAGUCAGUGCCCCAGAGCCCCGCUAUGGGGCGAACUGAGGCCCCAUCAGAUCGGCGGAGGGGUUCCUGAUGGCUUUCCUAGACGGACAGGCCAGCCUCUCGGCUGUGCAGUCCUCAGGGCGUCCGACCUGGUUCACGCAGGCAGCGAUUUCCCACCUGCGGCUGGGCUUGACAUAUUUCGGACCCCCUCUGGCUCUAGGGCUGAUUUGAGAGGUUCCUUUGGCAUGGCGGCAGCAGCCACUGGUGGCUUCGGGGAUGCACGCUCCCGAUUUGGCGGCUUUGGAGGGCAUGGCAGCGCAUUAGGCCCUGCUGGAUUGCCAGCGCUGCCAGAAUCCUUUGGCGCCGCUGGAGGCCCCCCCUUGGGCCCUAAUGUUGGCUCUCAUCGUCCGGAGGCGUUUCGCUUCUUCCAACGGGCAUUGAGGCCCCUCGACGAGGACAGCGAGUGUCUAGAUGGCUGGGGUUCGGGGGGCUGGGGCGGCGACUGUCCAGGCGUAAAGAGGACCAGUGGCGACGCUGCGUUGAGCAAAUUCUCUGCCUCCCUUCUGGGGUACUUUCCGGAUGAAUUCUUGAAGCAUUUCGUCAAGAAUCCAACGCGCAUGCAGCCUUUGAUCAACAGAGGCUAUUACUCAAGGGUCGAGGCAAUCCGUCGGCUCAUUGCUGCAUUUCUUAAGGACGCCGAAGAACUCGCCGCAAGGAGGCCCCCAAGAGACUCCUUUGUAAAGACGGUCUCCCCCAGGAGCUUCUCGACUGGAGAGGUCUCUGAGGAGGACCUUUGCAGAAGUCACGAAAGGAGCUCCAAGGAAGGGGGGGGGCUGGCCGAGGGGAGAACGCAGGGGCAAAUUGCUCAGGUUGUGAAUUUUGGAGCAGGCGCUGACACAACAGCCUUUUUCUUGGCGCGAGACGGUCGGGCGAUUGCAUUUGAUCUCGACUUCCCGGACGUGUGCAGAGAGAAGGAAGCUGUAAUCCAGAGAGUUCCGGAGCUCCGCGAGUGCCUCGGACCUAGCUGCGCGUCACGUGAGGCUCCUGAUGAUCCUUGUGUUCUUCGAACAACAAACUACCGUCUGGUGGCGGCAGACCUGCGAAAUCUGCAAAAUCUGAAAUCAGCGGUGGCAAAAGCGGGAUUCAGGCAAGACCUGCCCACGCUCUUUCUCUGCGAGUGCGUUUUGAUUUAUCUUCGAGUGGAAGAGGCAGACGCAGUACUCAAGUGGGCCGCCGAGGCGUCGCUUGCUCCGUGUGCCCUUGUGCUAUAUGAACAAUUCAAUCCGGAGGAUCCUUUUGGAAGAGUAAUGAUCCGCAACCUACAGACGAGGGAUUGCCCGUUACUGACAAUUCGGGCAUACCCAACACUUGACUCUCAAAAAAAAAGGUUUGUCGCUCAAGGCUGGCCGGAAAGUAGCGUGGCAGACAUGCGACAUGUUUAUGAGAAGUUUCUGCCGAAGGAAGAGAGAGAGCGUGUGCAGGCCCUGGAGAUAUUCGACGAAUUGGAGGAGUGGUGGCUUAUUCAAUCCCACUACUUCCUCGCCGUGCUCCUCCGCCCGGCUCCAUCGCAAGCGGGAGGUGCCACUCUGCCGAGUUUGUCGUCCGUGUUCGAACAGCAUAAUUUAUGCUCAGCGCAGUAA